AUAUGUGAGUUUUGUUCAUCUGCUUUCUAUAGAACUACAUGGAAAAGGACCUGGGCAAGGUUGUGCUGUAUACAACGAGCAUGGGCAUCAUCAGAGAGACGUAUGCCAAGUGCGCCAAUGUCAAACAGAUACUGCGCACAUUGCUCGUCAAGUUCGAGGAGCGGGAUGUGUUCAUGAGCAUCGAAUACCAGCAGGAGAUACGGGACCGCAUGCAUCACGAGACGAUACGAGUGCCGCAGCUGUUCGUCGAGGGACAGCACAUCGGUGAUGCCGACACAGUGGAACGUUUGAAUGAGAGCGGAGAGUUGCGACAACUGCUGCGACCCUAUAAGUCGUUAGCUACGACCUACACCUGCCAGACCUGCGGCGGCUACCGACUGCUGCCCUGCCCCUCGUGCAGUGGCUCCAAGAAGUCAGUGCACCGGAAUCACUUCACCGCUGAAUUCGUGGCCCUCAAGUGCAUGAACUGCGAUGAAGUUGGCUUGGUCAAGUGUCCCAGUUGCUAAAGUCCCCUCUAGCUAAGACGAUACUCGAAAAGUGUUAUUUAAGGUUUUUUUUAUUUUAUUUUUUUUUUAUGUAUUUUAUAUGUAUUUAUAUUUAUAUGUAUUUUGUAUAGCUUGUUAUUAACAGUUGUGAUAUUUGAGGCGGUUUGCUGCAUGUCUCAUAUGUGGGAUUUGGAAUCAGUAGCUGAACUGUCGAUGUCCAUGGGAACGUUACGCGAAGCCUUGCAGAAUAUACAUAUUUUAAA
Messenger RNA from Drosophila navojoa, 748 nucleotides. RefSeq names its product glutaredoxin domain-containing cysteine-rich protein CG12206. The record is from RefSeq and is a predicted model, not a curated record. NCBI's taxonomy places the organism in Eukaryota, Metazoa, Arthropoda, Insecta, Diptera, Drosophilidae. Gene Ontology annotation, biological process: sensory perception of sound.